AUGCAGCUCUCCAGAAUCCUCUUCGGCUUGGCAACAGUGCCUCUAGCUGCAAGUAGAGCAUUCAACAGGCGGCAGUCUGGCGAGUCGGAUCUCUCGGGCAUUGAGCGCAUCAAUUAUACCUACUUCGGUGGCAAUGAUGGACCGGUCACGGUCGACAUAGGGCUUAAUGCCGGUGGAAGGAACCAAACAGCCCCGAUGCUGUAUGGAUGGAUGUUCGAGGAUAUCAGCCAUAGCGGCGAUGGCGGUAUCUAUGCUGAGGCCAUUCGCAAUAGAGCGUUCCAAGGCUCUGACCGCGAGAACCCUGGCCUUCCUUUCGGUCCUUCUCUUGACGGAUACUAUCCAGUAGGCAAUGUUACGCUCAGACUGAGCCGUAUGCAGCCGCUCUCGGAUGCACUACCUGUUGUCUUGGAGAUGGAGAUCGACCCAAGUGCAGAGGGUGAGGUCGGCUUCUUCAAUGAAGGCUGGUGGGGCAUCAAUAUCGAGCCGGGCACGUACAACGCCUCCUUCUAUGCCAAAGGAAAUGGAGCCAAAAUGAAUGGGACCCUAUCCGCUGUCGACGUCUCAUUGCGAUCGAAUCUGACCGACGAUGUUUGGGCCGAAGAGUCUAUUGAGCUGACAUCCGAGCGCAACAUCAGCUACUUCGAUUGGACACGGUUCGAAACGCAGCUCACCGUGACCGAGACGGCACCAAACUCGAACAAUUCGUUCUAUAUCACAUUCAAUGCCUCCGAGGUUGCCGGAGACGUCUUUUACUUCAGUCUGAUCAGUCUCUUCCCUGAGACCUACAAGGGUCGGCAGAACGGCAUAAGACGAGAUCUUGGUCAGGUUGUCGAGGACCUCGGGACUCGAUUCUUACGCUUUCCAGGUGGCAACAACCUUGAAGGCGAAUCUAUCGAUCAACGCUGGAAAUGGAACGAGACUCUAGGGCCACUUAUUGACCGCCGUGGCCGAGUUGGCAAUUGGGGGUACUACAACACAGAUGGGCUUGGCCUGAUGGAAUAUCUUUACUUCUGCGAAGAUGUCGGUAUGGAGCCGAUUCUUGGCGUCUAUGCAGGCUACUCUCUCGACAAUUACGGCGCUGGCGAGACCUCUUUCCCCGAAGACCAGAUGUAUCUUGUGCUAGAAGAUAUUCUCAACGAGCUAGAAUUCAUCACUGGCAAUACCAGUACCACCUGGGGUGCAUACCGGGCCGAGCUCGGUCACCCGGAGCCGUUCGUGCUCAAUUUUGUCGAGAUUGGUAACGAGGACUGGUUCAGCAGCAGCUACGGUUAUCGCUUUCCUUACCUAUAUCAGGGCAUUAAGGAUGCUCACCCGAAUCUGACGUUGAUAUCGUCGGCGUAUGACGAGAGAGACUACAACCUCAGCAUACCGGCAGGUGCUAUCUGGGACACCCAUCAUUACGAAGAACCGUCGUACUUCCUUACGAAUUUCGACUUCUACGACAACUGGCAGGAGGAAACAGGUAAUGAAGGUGUCGGCGUGUUCAUUGGCGAAUACUCGGUCUUCCAGAUCGACACUCCUGACGGCGAGGUUAAUUUUAGCCGUCCGGCCGACAUCCACAUCGAGUACCCACAGCUUCUGUCCAUCAUCGGCGAGGGCGUGUAUCUACUUGGCGCGGAGAGGAACCCCGACGUCGUGCGUCUCUCGGGCUAUGCUCCCAGCUUCUGCAAUCUUAACAGCGUUGACUGGGAUCCUGACCUGGUCUCGUUUACGGCCAACUACAACGAGACGGUGCUCUCGGCGAGCUACUACCUGCAGCAGCUAUUCGCUCACUAUCACGGGACCGAGACUCUGCCUGUGACAAACCCGGAAGGCGAUUUCAAUCCACUGUGGUGGAGUGCUUCCAUAGACACUGGCUCAAAUGCGGUAUACUUCAAGGUCAUCAACAGUGGCAAUAGCAGUGUGGCACUGACCAUCGACAUCGGCGCAGAUUACACAGGGGUCAAUGGGACCAUCUUGGUAUGUACACCUCCAUCAAUGCUCCUGGAAACCUUGAUUGACGAUAUGAGCAGACCGCACCCAGCUUAG
Molecule: messenger RNA, 2028 nt
Organism: Cyphellophora europaea CBS 101466
Lineage: Eukaryota; Fungi; Ascomycota; Eurotiomycetes; Chaetothyriales; Cyphellophoraceae
Exons: 1
Coding region: 1-2028 (675 amino acids)
Biological process (GO): L-arabinose metabolic process
Molecular function (GO): alpha-L-arabinofuranosidase activity
Source: RefSeq, a predicted model, not a curated record